AAAUCCAACAAAAUUUCACACUUACUUGAAAAUCCGUUGCUGCUACUCCACAGCAAUCAAGUGGCAUCUGGAGGAGCAAUAUCACCGGCAGCGGUCUCAACAUCAUCAACAACGUUAUUAACGGCGUCCAACGUCGUUGGGGAGCGUAACGAUUUCUUUAACGUGGCUUCAACGGACGGCAUCAGGACGCAAAACAGCAAAGUACACCCAAGUCCGGGGGCAGGAACAGCCCGUAGUGUGUGGGCCCUGCCCCUGACAUAUGAUAGUUGCAACAUGGUUGCAGAGGAGGAUGGUGCACACACUGACCAUGAGGUGGAUCCACGACGACCCCACACGCCACAUGUAGUGGAAGUUGGCAGUGGGGUAGAUGGUGCUGUGGGCGGACCAAAUGGUACGGUUGGCGGCGGUGGUGCUAAUGCUGGCCGCGAUGAUGGUGCAGUGGAUGAAAAUCUGCUAAUUUUUGAAGGUGUUGAUGGUUCGGUGGCCCAUUUGGAUGAUAUUUUCGAUAUUAUUAAGAAUGGAGAAGUUAGUGAUGUUGAGAAGUUAACGGAAAAAUUUGGCAUUGAAUGUUUGUCGGCACGUGACCGUCAUGGCUACACUCCGGCCCAUUGGGUAGCCCUAAAUGGCAAUGUAGAAAUGAUGCGUUAUUUGAUUGAGAGAUUGGCCCCGAUCGAUUUACCUUGUCUGGGUACACAGGGACCGCGACCGAUUCACUGGGCCUGUCGCAAAGGCCAUGCAGCUGUGGUACAAGUUAUGCUUCAAGCGGGAGUUAAUGUAAAUGCGGCCGAUUUCAAGGGCUUGACACCAUUACACGUGGCCUGUAUGUAUGGACGUACAGCUACGGCUGCAUAUCUCUUGGGCAUGGGUGCCCUCAAUCAUUUGACAGACAUUAAUGGCGAUACUGCCUUGCAUUGGGCUGCCUAUAAGGGUCAUGCGGAUCUUAUGCGCUUGCUAAUGUAUUCUGGUGUCGAAUUGCAAAAAACUGAUAAUUUCGGUUCGACGCCACUGCAUUUGGCCUGUUUGUCGGGUAACAUGUCUUGUGUACGUUUGCUGUGCGAAAAAUCCAAUAUGGAUUUAGAGCCCAGAGAUAAAAAUGGCAAAACUCCCAUGAUGUUGGCCCAGGCUCACCAGCAUCAGGAUAUUGUUCGUUUGCUAUACACUGAGGUGAAGAAAAAGUCGCGCUGGAUACCAUCAAUAUCGGAAAUUUGGGGUUGGCUAUUUGGCGGUGCUGGCGAUUCCAAGGGACCGUUGUUAUUGUUUUUAUUCUCGGUGUUGCUAUGGGGUUAUCCAAUGUAUAUGAUAAGGGCCAUACCAAUUACUUGGAACAUUUUGCGACGUUCCCAUUAUUGUUUUAUCUAUUGGAAUGCCGUUAUGUGGAUUAGUUGGAUAAUUGCCAACCGUCGUGAUCCCGGUUAUAUACCACUGAGCUCCGAUGCCUAUUAUAGGGCCAUUAAACAAAUACCCUAUUUUGAUAAACUAAAGAAACGUAAUGUCAUUUUAACUAGACUCUGUCACAGCUGCCGUUGUCUACGCCCACUGAGGGCUAAACAUUGUCGUGUUUGUAAUCGUUGCGUCUCCUACUUCGAUCAUCAUUGUCCAUUCAUAUAUAAUUGUGUGGGACUGCGUAAUAGGAUGUGGUUUUUCCUAUUUGUUCUGUCGGUGGCUGUGAACUGCUCCUUUACCAUUUACUUUGCCUGUUAUUGUGUCAUGAUUGAAGGAUUUACGUUGUUGUAUGUAUUGGGCCUAAUAGAGGCUGUGGUUUUUUGUGGUUUGGGAUGGAUUUUGACAUGCACUUCGAUCCUUCACGCCUGCAUGAAUCUCACAACCAAUGAAAUGUUCAAUUAUAAACGCUAUCCCUAUUUGCGUGACAAACGUGGUCGUUAUCAGAAUCCCUUCUCACGUGGACCCAUUUUGAAUCUAUUGGAAUUCUUUGUAUGUCUGCCAGAUCGUAACGAUGACAAUGAUUUGCUUUUGGAGGAUAACAUUUGAUUAAGAAGCUAGGAACGCCAGUUGGCGCGCCGCCGUCGUUUACAACCGCCACCCGCACGAGGAUAAUAUUGG
Musca vetustissima is the source of this 2061-nucleotide messenger RNA. RefSeq lists its product as uncharacterized. The transcript is spliced from 4 exons. The record is from RefSeq and is a predicted model, not a curated record. Gene Ontology annotation, cellular component: Golgi membrane. The annotation marks the transcript as partial. Gene Ontology annotation, biological process: protein palmitoylation. Gene Ontology annotation, molecular function: protein binding; palmitoyltransferase activity. NCBI's taxonomy places the organism in Eukaryota, Metazoa, Arthropoda, Insecta, Diptera, Muscidae.